Messenger RNA from Ailuropoda melanoleuca (giant panda), 1965 nucleotides. It is a transcript of the gene SLC25A10, whose product is annotated as solute carrier family 25 member 10. NCBI's taxonomy places the organism in Eukaryota, Metazoa, Chordata, Mammalia, Carnivora, Ursidae. The record is from RefSeq and is a predicted model, not a curated record. Gene Ontology annotation, biological process: transmembrane transport. The transcript is spliced from 11 exons. The coding region runs from base 195 to 1058 and encodes 287 amino acids.
CGGGCGCAUUGGCUGCGCGGGGCGCGGGUGGCGGGUGGCGCUUUGAACUCCGCGCACGGCGGUGCGGGCCGGGGUCUGGGGUCCGGGGCUGCAGUCGGGGUUCGAUCCGGGCCGGGCGGAGGCCGGGGCCGGGCUGUGGGCAGCGGGAGCCGCGAGCAGGCUGCCGGCGCUCCUGGGCGUCCGCGGCGCGGACCAUGGCGGCCGAGGCGCGCGUGUCACGCUGGUACUUCGGGGGACUGGCCUCCUGCGGAGCCGCGUGCUGCACGCACCCGUUGGACCUGCUCAAGGUGCACCUGCAGACACAGCAGGAGGUGAAGCUGCGCAUGACCGGCAUGGCGCUGCAGGUGGUGCGCUCCAACGGCAUCCUGGCACUCUACAACGGCCUCAGCGCCUCCCUGUGCAGACAGAUGACCUACUCCCUGACUCGGUUCGCCAUCUAUGAGACCGUGCGGGACCAUGUGACCAAGGGCAGCCAGGGGCCCCCGCCUUUCUACAAGAAGGUGUUGCUGGGCUCCAUCAGCGGUUGCAUUGGAGGCUUCGUGGGGACUCCCGCCGAUAUGGUCAAUGUCAGGAUGCAGAAUGACAUGAAGCUGCCCCCACAUCAGCGUCGCAACUACGCCCACGCCUUGGACGGCUUGUACCGCGUGGCCCGAGAAGAGGGUCUGAAGAAGCUGUUCUCGGGCGCGAGCAUGGCAUCCAGUCGGGGGAUGCUUGUCACCGUGGGCCAGCUGUCCUGCUACGAUCAAGCCAAGCAGCUGGUCCUCAGCACCGGGCACCUGUCUGACGGCGUCCUCACUCACUUCGUCGCUAGCUUCAUCGCGGGUGGGUGUGCCACGAUCCUGUGCCAGCCCCUGGACGUCCUGAAGACGCGGCUGAUGAACUCCAAGGGCGAGUAUCAGGGUGUUCUCCACUGCGCAGUAGAGACAGCAAAGCUUNGUCCCCGUGUCUCCGCCCAGGGCCUCGUGCCUGCAGGCAUCCGCCUCAUGCCGCACACCGUGCUCACGUUCGUGUUUCUGGAACAGCUUCGCAAACACUUCGGCAUCAAAGUGCUUUCCUGACGGGCCGGGGAGCGGGCUGAGCCAUAUCCAGACCCCAGCACCAGGUUCUUCCAGAGCCCAGGGGGGUUGGUGGGCUGGGCGCUGGCCCAGUGCCCAGGCCUCCCUCCCACCGGCCAGGUCCCCACCCUGGCCUUCCCCGACAGGCUCCUGCCCGCACCCAGCCUUCCUGGCCGGAGCCCAUUCCAGUGACCCUGUCCCCUCCACCUCCUGCCCGCCCACCCCAGGCUCUCGCCAUCUGGUAUUCGGCGGCCCCCCCUGCACACUUAGGACGCAGAGGGGGUUGUCCAGGCCCAGAUCCGGUUUUCUUCCCUCCCUGAGUAGCCAGUUAACACUUGAGGUGGGCUGUCCAGGCUUUCUAGAGUCUGGGGCCCUGAGCACCAUCUUCCAGCAGCUUCCGUCAAGGAGCUGGGUGGCAGCCGGGGGAGGGGGGGGCCGACCCCCAGCGUGGCCCACUGGACUAGGUGUGUGCACAUGCACUUUUAUUUCUGGAGCGGGACCAUAGCUUUUCUGACACUCAAGGGUGGCUGUGUCCCCAGAGCCCCCGGGCGCGUGGGCAGAAUCAGCCUGUCCCAGAGGGACGGUGAGCACACGGCCCGCGGGCGCCAGGUCCAGCCAGCCCCCCAUUGCUUUCGCAAGUAGUUUCGCCAACAGCUCUCCGAGCCAGGAGCCUGCUGCUGCCUUCCUGGGUGGGCAGUAUCCCAUGCGCUGCCCACGCCUCCCCCAGCUCCCCAGGCGGAGGCAGGCUGCAGGGUGUCCUCAGGGACCCACUCUGUGUGAACGGUGGCUGUCCACAGGCCCCCCACAGCCGAGACCCAAAACGCCAGCACCUGAGUUCUGCUGCCAGAGCCGCCUGUCCACGCCCCCAGCAGCGGGGGUCUGUAGGGGUGUUAAUGAAGGACAGCGAAGU